This is a messenger RNA of Nycticebus coucang (slow loris), 562 nucleotides long. RefSeq names its product transmembrane protein 138-like. Lineage: Eukaryota; Metazoa; Chordata; Mammalia; Primates; Lorisidae. Gene Ontology annotation, cellular component: cilium. The record is from RefSeq and is a predicted model, not a curated record.
UGACGUUGGGUCUUGGAGGCCUUUUCCUUAGAGCAGGGAAACAGCUCUGAUUCAGAGGAACUAGAAGCCACUCCCUUGGUGGUGGGGAGAGAACUGGGAACUAUUUUCUCGGGAACUAUGGAAUGUGCUCUUGGGGCCCCAAGAAAACAAAAGGAAGAUGCUCCAGACCAGUAACUACAGCCUGGUGCUUUCCCUGCAGUUCCUGCUACUGUCCUAUGACCUCUUUGUCAAUUCCUUCUCUGAGCUGCUUCGAAUGGCUCCUGUCAUCCAGCUGGUGCUUUUCAUCAUCCAGGAUAUUGCAAUCCUCUUCAACAUCAUCAUUUUCUUCAUGUUCUUCAACACCUUCCUCUUCCAGGCUGGCCUGGUCAACCUCCUGUUCCAUAAGUUCAAAGGGACCAUCAUCCUAACAGCUGUGUACUUAGCUCUCAGCAUCUCCCUUCAUGUUUGGGUCAUGGCAGCGCUAUACUGUUACUUCUACAGGACAGCUGUGAGACUGGGCGACCCUCGUUUCUACCAGGACUCUUUAUGGCUGCGUAAGGAGUUUAUGCAAGUCCGAAGGUGA